Exophiala oligosperma is the source of this 2392-nucleotide messenger RNA. RefSeq lists its product as uncharacterized. Gene Ontology annotation, biological process: positive regulation of transcription by RNA polymerase II. The transcript has 2 exons. Gene Ontology annotation, molecular function: zinc ion binding; DNA-binding transcription factor activity, RNA polymerase II-specific; transcription cis-regulatory region binding. The record is from RefSeq and is a predicted model, not a curated record. NCBI's taxonomy places the organism in Eukaryota, Fungi, Ascomycota, Eurotiomycetes, Chaetothyriales, Herpotrichiellaceae. The coding region runs from base 97 to 2268 and encodes 723 amino acids. Gene Ontology annotation, cellular component: nucleus.
CUCACCUCAAUUAUGAUGAAUUGAUUGUCUGUGUUGGACGUGGCUACGAGAUCAGUUACUCAAUACUGUUUAGUAUGCCCUUCUCCGCGUACCGUCAUGUCGAUCCAACUAGCCAAGCCCCAGGCCUCGAAUUCGGGGUCAGGCGGUUCGAGAAAUCGAUCAUUUGAUGGAUGCGCCACUUGUCGCAGUCGACAUGUCAAGUGCGAUGAACGUCGUCCUGCCUGUUCCAUGUGCGAGUAUUUCGGCUUAGAUUGUGCUGGGUAUGAGAAGGGCGUCUUUUUCGAUGGUGAACCUGCCACCGAUGCGACGGGCGAAGGAAUCGCUCGCUUUCGCCGGCCUUUGCUGACUGAGGAUGAACGCAAGCGUAUGAGUGCGUGGCUUGUGUCAAGCGUGCCUCACCAAUCGGUUUUGUGUGUCCUUUCUCAGAUUGACGACGAGUGUGAGGAGUCGGCCGCUGAGCAACAGGUUCAAAUCCAGUGCGGUCCGUUUGGCGCCUUCAAAUUGACUCUGCUUCCGUGGAUUCAUUCUGACGAGAAAGCUACGACCGAAGAACUCCUCGAUCUGAGUUCUCCGACGGAAGAGUUGGUGCGGCUCAAUGACGAGCGUCUCGUAUCGACUGAGGCAUCCCUGUCGCCGUGGACCCAAGAUCUGGUCCAGGCCAUUUUCAGUCAAUCCGAGCAGAUCUCGGUCCCAGCGUCUCCGGACUUUUGGAAUACGACCUUGGACUCAAGCUGCAUCCCGGAGAUCUUCGACGAGCAGGUCCUCAUGUCGGGAACUCAGGAGGUGUUCAGCACCCCAUUGUCAUCGACGACCUACCACUUUUCAACUUUCAUGCCAGGGGCUGCGGCUCAGCUCAAUCAGUCGAUGAUCAUCCCUUCCGUUUCGUCCGUCAUCAGCCCCAAUGACAGCAUUCCACAGGACGUGGUGACCCUGCUUAAACACUACACCACCACCGUCAUCACUUUGCUCACGCCGCUCCGCCACACCAAAACACCCUGGCACAUUCUCUUCAUUCCUCACAUCCGAUAUUGCCUGGCGGCUCUGACCCUCGGCGAGCAGUUGGACCACGCCAGCCUGACCGCCUUCUAUGGAACCUUGGCCAUCAGCGCCUUCAGCCUAGGUGGGGUCUCUCAGUCUCAGUCCUGGCGCGACAAGGGCAAGACUUUUCAACAAAGCGCGCGAGAGCACGCCCGCCUGAUGCUGGGAACGGCAUAUUCCGUUCCCAAACCCGCCAAAUACAAGUCUAUCUUGAUGGCGCUUCUCGCAAUGGUCCAGCUGUCCAUGUUCGUCGGCACUCGCGAUCAAACCGACUGCUACCUGUUGGAGGCGGAAAAAUUUAUCCGGCUCAAAGGCCUCAACCGCAAAAAAUCCCGCAAGGUUCGACUGCUUCAUCAUUGUUACGUCUUUGAGCGACUAUUUCACGAAAGCAUCUUCAUCUGUGGAGCUAACUCCACACAACGUCGACAUGUGCGCAAAGCCAUCGAGUCCAGUGGGCUGGCGGUCCACAGCCGAGACAGUCUCUCCUUCCGGCUCCCAACGUGGACGAACUUGGACGAGGAGUGGUCCACAUUGAAAAGCCAGGAAGCCGGCGAAAAUGACCUGCAUCUGGAACGGCCUGGGGAGUUCCCGCCGACCCUCUACCCCGAAAUAUUCGCCUUUCCGGAGCCGUGGCUCCUGUUGCUGUCACUCACUAUUCGUCUGGGCAAGGAGAAAGAUUAUGCUGAGGCUGAGGGCGUGACGGAUGCGCUCAGCUUAAAGGUCUUUGCCAGUCGCGCUAAAGCUGUGGAACGACGCAUCCAUCAUCUACAAGUCCAGCGGUUCACCGACACGGCGUAUCCUUCCAGCAGCUUACAGUCACCACGGGAUCGGGACGUGCUGAACAAUAUGCUCGAUGCCGUCCAGCAAGCGUUGAUCAUUUACUUCCACCGACGCAUCCACGAUCUAGACGCCUCGUUGUUGCAACAGAAGGUGGUCGGCGUGCGGGAUUGUCUGCUGCGCUGCGAAUUUGCGGAUCCCACCGUGGUACACGGCUCCGCAGGGUUUCUCUGGCCGGCCUUCAUCGCAGCAUGUGAGGCCGAGGACCCCGAGGUGCAAGUCUCCUUCUCUCAUUGGUUCAAGACCUCGGCGCAGCGAAGUGGUCUGUCUUGCUUUACCAAAACUCUCCAAAGUAUUGAGCAGAUUUGGCAGGAGAAGCAGACUUCGAGCGGAUCGAGCAUCACUUGGCUGGAUAUUAUGAAGGGAAAUAUUUUGACAGACUACCACCUUUGAAAGAUGGCGGUGGACAGACCUGUUUUGACUCUAUUGCGUAGAAAUGGUGGAUGAAAUGUAUGAUUGUAUGAUUGUAUAUAUAAAUAUGCCAGAAGGCCCAAGUCAAUUUCGAGUGACAGACACG